UGUGUGUGUGUGUCUCUGCAGCCCUCCAGUCUCCCAUCGAGUACCAGCGUCGAGAGAGCAAGUCCAACAGUCUGGGCCGCAGCAUGAGGCCCCCCGUGUCGGCCGGCGCCGGCCUCCGACCCCACUCCUCCGCCUCCAUCGACCGGCACAAGAUGCCCUGCCUGCGCUCCCACAACGCCUCACUGCCCUCCCUCUACCUGCCCAGCCACGGCCCCCCCACAGACACCCACAUACAGACAGAGCCGUGCCGUGGAGACAGCAGUUUGAGCCAGACCGUCUCGCCCACCCACGUGCAACUGGGCUUUGGUGAGCAAACUGCCCCCACCUCCCACUCUGGCCUGCACCUCCCCGGAGUCUCCAACGGCGUGGGGCCAGCCUCCUCCAGUAGCACACAGAGGGGAGGGGAGGGCUACCACAGGGGCAUGAUGGGAGAUGGAGUUCAGGCCUCUGGCCCAUCCCUUCCCCGUCGCUCCAGCAACCUGGCCCAGCUGGACGAGGACGACCUCUGAAGGCCAGGCCGCAGGCCGCACCGGCUUCAUCAGCACCACCUUCGUCAUCAUCGUCUUCAUCGUCGUUGUCUUCAUCAUCAUCAUCAUCAUCAUGUCUUCAUUAUUUAUCCUUCUAUUACUUGUGGCUCCCUCUUUUUAAUCGCUGACAUUCUCCUCGGAAUGACCAAGGGAUUUAUUUUUGCCUCAUUUCUGCCUGUUCUUUUUAAAUCUCCUAAAUGUCGUUUUUAAGGACAAUGUGAUUUGUUCCAGAUAAUAAAUAACCAUUCCUUUAUUGGGAGGUCACUGGAGUUAAAAAAAAAAAAAAAUGAAAUGAAAAUGUGUGAGCUGUAUGCUUGAGUGUGUGUGUGUGUAUGUGUGUGUGUGUGUGUCGGUGAGUGAGUUGCCUGUGUGUGUAGACGUGUGUGUGAGUGAACAUUGGGAUCACACAACCCGACGGCUUUCUCUGUUGUGGAUGUGCAGUUUCUUUUCUUCUCGUGGCAUAAGGCCCCAAACGACUAAGAGAACACACAUCUGUGGGACCAGAGCCUGCAGUGGCGCCUCUCAGUUCCGCUGGACUUUAAAGUGUUUCCUCCUCUAUCGUCGGCUGUUUCUACAGACAUCCCACUACAUCUCCUGUCCGCGUCCGCAACGUCUGCUGCAUUAGCCGAACACACAGUUCCCCUCACUUUAUUCAAUGUUGCAGUGGUUUUCUUCCAUUCGAAGAAGAAAUGGACAGCCGAGACAAUGAAAUUGUACAUAUGUAGGAGGACUGAAGGUUGAUUGUCUUGUUUGGGACAAACAGAACUCACACAUGUUCCCUGUGGCUGGGGGGGGGGGGGGGGGGG
Clupea harengus (Atlantic herring) is the source of this 1333-nucleotide messenger RNA. It is a transcript of the gene arhgef25a, whose product is annotated as Rho guanine nucleotide exchange factor (GEF) 25a. Gene Ontology annotation, molecular function: guanyl-nucleotide exchange factor activity. The transcript is spliced from 3 exons. Bases 84 to 509 code for a protein of 141 amino acids. The record is from RefSeq and is a predicted model, not a curated record. Gene Ontology annotation, biological process: axon guidance. Gene Ontology annotation, cellular component: extrinsic component of membrane; cytoplasm. Lineage: Eukaryota; Metazoa; Chordata; Actinopteri; Clupeiformes; Clupeidae.